GCAUGAGCAGUACAGUAACAGGCAGGAAACAGAGAAAGGCUGUUACAUACGCAUUUAUGUUUUACAGUUGGCGUGGGAAAUUGAAAACCCGGCUAAAGGCCGGAGGAACGGCAAGGAACGCUAACGUCAAGCGUAUAUAACACUUUCUAGGAUUGGCUUUCUCUGAAGUGUAAGGAAGCAAGACAAGGAUAGGCCAUGCGUCAGCGGGAAAGGAUGGCUGUUGUUCUGUACAUAAUGAAGUUGCUUUCUUGUAAAAGUUCCCGCUACUAAAAUGGUAGACAUCCUGCACAAUCUAAAAGCUCAUUAAAACAGACAUACUUACCACCAACUUACUUGCUUUCUAAUGCAACCAAAUCAUUCGUGUUUUUUAAUUGAAUCAAUGUAAAUGAAUACACUAAAGUUAAGUUUCUAUGGUGCUGGUUUGCUGCGAGAAGCGAGCGUGCGUAGUUUAAUCCAUUCUACGGAUGAUAUUCUUGUUUGCGCUCUUAUAGAGAAGAGACGGAAAUUAUGCUUCCCCUUGGCUUGAUCGCACUUAGCUCGCGGUGUAUGUGUGUUGAUGUGGAAUCCAUGUGAGGCGAAGGCGACGCACGCAUGGAAUAUGAAUAGGAUAAUUAGAAUGCAGUUGACCAUCGUCAGUGCGGAAAGCAGAGUCACAAACACACAGGCAGCAGCAGCAACAGAAUUUUCAGAGGCACGCAACGAACAUAAACAAUCCGCCAGUAAGGUUGAUCUUGCCAGUUGCAAAGUUUUGUGAGGAAUUACAACAAUAAACUAGCAGCGGCCAUAGAAUCCACCUACUCUAAGGUUGACAAGAGCGGCGAAGAACAUCAGCGUAUUGCCAACGAGAAAAAGGGCCUAUUGUUUUGUUCAUACUCACUGUACUGUUGUUUUGUUUUGGUUGCUCAAACGACUAUCGACUGCUCAAAAUACCCCAUCUUUUGAUCAAUGUUUCAAGGUUUCCUACUAAAGCAAUAUCAUCAUAAAUCCAACUAAUGUGCUGAUCAAAUGUCAAUUGUGCAGAUAAACGUGCGUUGGAGUAGCUUCUGAUCGCAUCGAUUGCUUAAAUAAUGCUCAAGCCUCAAUCUUUACCCUAUCAGACAUUCUAACAGAGCAGAACAACUAUAAAAAAACUAACAUGAAAUUGAGUGGAUGCAAAUGAAUCAACUCAACAGCUCUGUUCGAAAUAAAAAGAAAUUGAAAAAGGUGAUAUACAGUGAAGCGACGUGGAUCGUCUUAUCAGUGAAGCAAUAACUAGGUCUCCUUCACGCUCCAGAUUGCAGAGAACAGAGCGGUAGGUUACUUCCGUCAUCGUAGCUUGAUUGUGUGCACAAAGGUUUUUUGUUUUCCUGCGCGACACGGUGCAUUAGCAGAUCGAAGAGCUAGGAUAUUAAAAGUGUUGAAAUCAUCCUUUUCAAAGCUGGCUGGUAGACGCACAAGGUUUUGUGCUGUUUUGUUUUUUAACAAACUCAUCUGUAUCUGUAUCUGUGUGUUAUUUUUCUUCUGCAUAUGGUGCUUGUAGGUGUUAACCGCGAUAAUAGUAUUUCUUGUACUGUACCCACGUAUUUAAAGAAGUGAGCGCGAAAAGCAUAUCUAUUACGAACAGCUCGUAUUUAGCUGCAUGUCGUCAAGUGUUACCGAUAAAAAUAACGACCGUUUGUGUAUUCGUGUAGUGUUGGUAGCUUCUCAUAUCAUCCAUUCGUGUAAAACUGGUUGAUAAUUCUUCCUGUCCGUCGACUAAGAAGAGAAGCCGAUUACGAAACGGAAGAGUGUCAUUGUUACAGUAUAAGGUAUUUGCAAAGUGAAGUUUCUGGAUGUGUGCGUGUGUGUAAUAUAAGUUUUACUCCUGUACCAAACAGUGAUCCUGUUUCAGUAUAGGAAAAAUAUAUUCAUCUGUUUGUAGCAGUGUCUACCAAUUUGUGUGCAAAAUUGUUGCUGUUCCGUGCUACCAGUAAAAGGAGUGUUUGGAGAAAUGGUCUUAAUAUUCCUGUGAGGAUUAAGUGAGUGUUUUGAUCCUUUCAUUCGGGACAAAAAGUGUAUCUGUAUCGGAAGAAGUUGUGCAUACAUCAUCUGUAAGUGCAACGCGGAUAAAACCAGCUAGUUCACUUUUCCUAUUUGUGGAGUGAUUCAGAAUUUGAAUAGGAAUUCAUCAAUUAAUCAAGAUGCGCGAAUUCAAAGUUGUCGUCUUGGGUUCCGGAGGAGUGGGAAAGUCGGCCCUCACGGUGCAGUUCGUUUCGGGUUGCUUCAUAGAAAAAUAUGACCCUACUAUUGAGGAUUUCUAUCGAAAAGAGAUUGAGGUGGACAACUCUCCUUGUGUGUUGGAAAUUUUGGACACAGCGGGAACCGAACAGUUCGCUUCGAUGCGGGACUUAUAUAUAAAAAACGGGCAUGGCUUUAUCGUCAUGUAUUCGCUAACCAACCACCAGACAUUUCAGGAUAUUGCGAGUAUGAGAAAUGUGAUCAGUCGUGUGAAAGGUAGUCAGCCAGCACCAAUCCUCCUAGUCGCCAAUAAGCUAGAUUUAGAUUGCCAAAGAGAAGUGUCCACGGCCGAAGGUAACGCCCUUGCGGAACAGUGGGACUGUCCGUUCAUCGAAGCAUCCGCGAAAGAUCGCAUCAACGUGAACGAAGUCUUCGCUACUGUCGUCCGAGAGAUGAAUAUGACCUCCGAAAAGCGUCAAAAGAAAAGUUACUGUUGUUGUACAUUAUUAUAGAACAGGCAUUAAGUCUAAUUUUUAACCUAAUUAAUAAUAAUAAUAAUUAAUAAAAGAAAAACAAACAUCAAGACACACACUCCACAUGCGCCGGCGAACAGGAGAGUGAAGCGCUUAAACGGACGAGAAGACGAUGCGCCGGCCACAUGCAGCAAAACAAUAAACACACAAAGCUUAGAAUUAUAGCCUACUUGAUGGUGCAAAAUCUUAGGCUGUUUCCCCCACUCGAUAUCCUGUGGUGGUGCUGUGUGGCAACUGUACAGAACGAACGAUCCUCCUCAAUCUCCAGAAGAAAGCUCCACAUUCACUGUGAAUCUGUUCGAUGCUAGAGAGCGAUCGAUCGAACGAGUCUUCUAGGCUCAAGCUAUUGCUAUACAUUUCUGUCUUUUGUUUUUAACCUACGAAAAGCAGAUUUUACAAGGUUCCUCCUGGAAUGCGGCAAACCCAACGCCCAAAUGAAUGCCGUUUUGGGAUUUACAAUAGAUUAUUAUGGAGGAUGGGAAUGGGACAGGAUGGUUGCUACACCGCGCACAGGGUAAUUAUUAUAGGACUGAGGCAGGAACAGGAACCACUUGUGUAUGCGUGCGUAUGUGUGUGUAUGUGUAUUUGUUGGGCAUUUUGACUUUAUCCCGGCAACGGUGGAAAAUAGGAUGGAUGAGAAUUUUGUUUGUGGAUGUGUGGAAAAUUAUCAAAUUGUCUGCAUCAGAAUCGAAUGAAAGCAACCAAAUUUCGCGCAUACAAUAAACAGGGGGGAAUCUAAAGAAGUGAAAUAAAAUAUUACAUGUAACAGAUAAUAAUUAUUAGUAAAACUAACAACAACAGCUAUGUGUAUAUGAGGGAUGUUAAAGUGUGCGAUAAAUAGCAACAAACGGCAAAACAAUUACACAAUGCAGCGAAAGACACAACAACAAAACACACACACACACACACACACACACACACACACACACACACACACACACACACACACACACACACACACACACACACACACACACACACACACACACACACACACACCAACCUAAACCAAACCUGUAAAUCCCUACCGAAACCUCCAGUUUUUCACCUCAAUAUGAUAGCAAAUGUGGUAUAGUGUGUAUACAUUUAGAUAUAUGCUUCAGAGCGAACACAAUCCUACGGGAUUUAGUACUCGCAUGGUGUAUUCGCAUGGUUCUUAAAAGUAGCAACCCCGCCGCCGGGUGGUAGCAGAUGGAGGGAAAAAACUGGGAAAUCCGCUCUUGUAGGGAAAGCAAAAAGAGUAAAGGAAACAACGGAUGUAAUAUACACAAGUCACACGGAAGGUUCUCAAAUUUUUACAUGAUAUUUUAUGAAAAACACACACACACACACACACACACACACACACACACACACACACACACACACACACACAC
Anopheles merus is the source of this 4105-nucleotide messenger RNA. It is a transcript of the gene Rap2l, whose product is annotated as ras-related protein Rap-2a. The record is from RefSeq and is a predicted model, not a curated record. Gene Ontology annotation, cellular component: plasma membrane. Bases 2160 to 2708 code for a protein of 182 amino acids. The transcript has 6 exons. Gene Ontology annotation, molecular function: GDP binding; GTP binding; GTPase activity. NCBI's taxonomy places the organism in Eukaryota, Metazoa, Arthropoda, Insecta, Diptera, Culicidae. Gene Ontology annotation, biological process: negative regulation of cell migration; Rap protein signal transduction.